Molecule: messenger RNA, 1516 nt
Organism: Malus domestica (apple)
Lineage: Eukaryota; Viridiplantae; Streptophyta; Magnoliopsida; Rosales; Rosaceae
Product: transcription factor MYB108-like
Biological process (GO): regulation of DNA-templated transcription
Cellular component (GO): nucleus
Molecular function (GO): DNA-binding transcription factor activity; sequence-specific DNA binding
Source: RefSeq, a predicted model, not a curated record
CUCUCUCUCUCUCUCUCUCUCUCUCUCUCUCUCUCUCUCUCUCUCUCUCUCUCUCAAAAUCUCCAAGAACAAAGCAAGGAAAACAUUAAGCAAACCCUUUUUUGUGUGUGUCCAUUUGGAGAAUUGAUAUUCUGGAGAUGGACAUGGCGAAAGGAACCAGAGGCUGCAACAGCCCAUCGUCACAAGUCUCGGCAGAAAUCCUCAAUGAAACUGGCUCUCAUGAUCAUGAGGAAGCUGAGGAUCAGAUGAUGGACCUGCGAAGAGGGCCUUGGACUGUUGAGGAAGACCUAGCUCUCAUGAAUUACAUUGCUAACCACGGCGAAGGCCGCUGGAACUCCCUCGCUCGCUGCGCAGGUCUGAAAAGAACUGGAAAGAGCUGCAGAUUGCGGUGGCUCAACUAUCUCCGCCCUGAUGUCCGUCGUGGUAACAUCAGUCUUGAAGAACAGCUUUUGAUUCUGGAACUUCAUUCUCGCUGGGGUAACAGAUGGUCGAAAAUUGCACAGCACUUGCCAGGAAGGACUGACAAUGAGAUAAAAAACUAUUGGAGGACCCGUGUCCAAAAACAUGCCAAGCAACUCAAAUGUGAUGUCAACAGCAAGCAGUUCAAGGACACCAUGAGAUACCUCUGGAUGCCUAGAUUGGUCGAAAGAAUCCAAGCCGCCGCGGCCACCUCCACUGCCACUAACGCCACCGCCACUAAUUCCUCUAUCGCUGCCCCAGCUACCACUCACCACUUCAACAACAACAUUAACAACAACUUCCAAUCAUCAGCACAAAUGUUAUUACAGCCAAGUCACCAUCACUUCGGGGUUUCAUCACACUCCCAACUCACACCGAGUUACAGUACCCCGGAGAAUUCUAGUACGGCGGCCUCAUCGGACUCGUUUGGGACUCAGGUAUCACCUGUUUCCGACCUCACUGAUUAUUACACCCCUACUACUGCUGCUACGGCUAUCUCGGUUAACAAUAACCCUACCCCGGAUAAUAGUUACUUCGUCCAGGCCAAUCAUCAAGUUGGUACUUACGACAACUACUCGGGGUACUUCAGUAAUCAAGGGUUCGGAUUAGAACAUUUCCAAAACAUGGACGAGCAAAACAACAAUGAUCAGUGGGGCACUGUGGACAGUGGGGACAUAUCGGACAAUUUGUGGAAUGUUGAGGACAUGUGGUUCUUACAACAGCAGCUCAGCAACAUUUGAUGAUCGAACGUGUGAAAUUACUAUAAAAGGGGGUGAAAGUUAUGCAUUCAUUGUAGCUAGAGAUAAAAACAGAACAAAAAUGUAGAAGAAAAUAUAUUUCGGGAAAUAGAAGAAAAACCCAUGAAAUAGAAUUUAUCUAAAUAUAGGAUUUGUGAAGGACAUAGAUCUAAUUGUUGAUUAAUAACCGGUUUGUAAUUUGUUCUUUUUUAUUUUUGGGUGAGGAAUCUGUAAUUUGAGAUUUUAUUUUUUAAUUUCUUCUUUCUUUGGAAUGUAUGACAUUGAAUUUAUGCAACCAGAUUUGUUAAGUUGGCACAUAA